Molecule: messenger RNA, 5176 nt
Organism: Alligator mississippiensis (American alligator)
Lineage: Eukaryota; Metazoa; Chordata; Crocodylia; Alligatoridae
Gene: PTGER3
Product: prostaglandin E receptor 3
Exons: 2
Coding region: 162-1304 (380 amino acids)
Biological process (GO): inflammatory response; phospholipase C-activating G protein-coupled receptor signaling pathway; adenylate cyclase-activating G protein-coupled receptor signaling pathway
Cellular component (GO): plasma membrane
Molecular function (GO): prostaglandin E receptor activity
Source: RefSeq, a predicted model, not a curated record
GGCAGCGGCAGCGGCAGGUGGCGCUGAGGGGCCGGUCGCUCCUCCCCGCGCAGCCCGCGCCGAGGUGGCUCCCGGCCGCCCAGCCCAGCCCAGCCCAGCCCAGCCGGCAGGCCCGGCAGGCAGGUGGAGGAGCGGGGCCGGCUGCGCUGCCCAGCUAUGGCAUGAAGCCGGCGCGGCUGUGCGGCGGCGGCGGCUGGAACAGCACGGCCAUGUGGGUGCCCGGCGGGGAGGCGGGAGCCCCGCGGCGGGGCUGCAACAGCACGGCGGCGGCUGAGGCGGCGCGGGGGGAGGAGUGCGGCGCCGUGUCCGUGCUCAUCCCGCUCAGCAUGAUGGUGACGGGGCUGGCGGGCAACGCGCUGGCCAUGCUGCUCGUGUCCCGCGCCUACCGCGCCAAGGCCAACCGGCGCAAGCGCUCCUUCCUGCUGUGCAUCGGCUCGCUGGCGCUCACCGACCUGACGGGGCAGUUGCUCACCAGCCCCGUGGUCAUCGCCGUGUACGUGGCCGGCCGGCGCUGGGACAGCGUGGACCCGUCGGGCGGCCUCUGCGCCUUCUUCGGCCUCAGCAUGACGGCCUUCGGCCUCUGCCCGCUCUUCAUCGCCAGCGCCAUGGCGGCCGAGCGCGCGCUGGCCACGCGGGCCCCGCACUGGUACUCGAGCCACAUGCGGCCCAGCGUCACCAAGGCGGCGCUGCUGGGCAUCUGGCUGGCCGGGCUGGCCUUCGCGCUGCUGCCGCUGGCAGGCGUGGGCCGCUACGCGCUGCAGUGGCCCGGCACGUGGUGCUUCAUCGAGGCGUCGAGCGGCGCCACCUUCGCCGCCGCCUUCGCCUUCCUGGGGCUGGCCUCGCUGCUGGUCACCGCCGCCUGCAACGUGGCCACCAUCGCGGCGCUGGUGUCGCGCUGCCGCGCCAAGGUGACGGCGUCGCGGGCCGGCAAGCAGUGGGGCCGCAUCACCACCGAGACGCUCAUCCAGCUGCUGGGCAUCAUGUGCGUGCUCCUGGCCUGCUGGUCGCCGCUGCUGAUUAUGAUGUUGAAAAUGAUCUUCAAUCAUACAUCUAUUGAACACUGCAACGCAACCAGCUACGUGGACGAAAACUCAGAACUGCAGGAAGAAUGCAAUUUCUUCCUGACCGCUGUCCGUUUGGCCUCACUAAACCAGAUUCUGGAUCCCUGGGUUUAUCUGCUGUUAAGAAAGAUCCUCCUCCAAAAAUUCUGUCAGGCAGCAAGUGCUGUCUCCGGCUGCUCUAACACCAGAUGGAAAGAGCGACAGGUCACUUUCUCAGAUGACAUGAGACAGACAACAGCAUGAAAAAAUGUUGAUUCAACUUGCAUGCAAACUACUUUUCACAAGUAGUUUUAAAUUUUACUGUGAAUUUGGGCAUCUGUGGCAUGACAGUGUUCCUGCAUAAAUAGCUGCAGUGUAAGUGGUAUGAAUGGACAUAGAGGGCCAGAUAAUUGCAUAUCAUGUGUGCCAACAAUGCUUAAAUAUAAACAAAGGGAUGUGUUCUGUUCUUAACAGUAACCUCUAAUUCUGGUGUCUUUGGCUGAGAGCAUUCAACCUCCAGAAUGUAGUCAAGCUAAAUACAUCAUGAUUUCUAAGGAUUCUUCUUGCAUCAAGACAGAGGAAUCAGCCAUUGUUUUGUAAGGGAGACACCGAUUCAACUGCAACUCUACUAAAUUUUGACUCUAGGAUUAUCUACUACAUCCAGAUAUUAUUUCUUCCUCCAAUUCUUUCUCCUUUUUGAGGGAAAAGUACAAGAGCUUUAAGGAAGAAAAUAAUAGGAAGCCUUUAAUUUCUCCCAAGUUCAAUGUUUUGUUGCAAGAAGUGAAAAUGACAUGUAUUUUGAUGAUGACAUUUUCUUUGAAAUGCCGAAAGGCAGCAGGAAUCUCAUGUGAUACAUGUUAAUUAUUAAUUUUUCAUGAAUGUUAGAAUAAAUUCACCUUCUACAUAGGUGAGGGGGCUUUGGGGAAUAACAUAAAUGUGUAAGCUGCUCUUUUUUGAGAGACAAUCUGUGAACAUUUUUGCAAGUAAUACCUGUGAAAUACCUAGAUAUUAACAAGAAUAACUUAGCAAAGCUUUUUCACACAAUGGUCUACCUUUGGCAGACUGAAACAGUGACAGACCAGGAGAGACAAGAGAUGCUACUUUUUGUAUUAACAGUAAGUAUCCCCUUCCUAGUCAUUAUAGCAAAAACCAAAUCACCAUGUUCAAAUAGUCCAUUUUCCAUGACAGUCAGGUGGCAUGUACACCACCUGCACAGCACCACUUCAUUAUACAAGCACAUGUCUGGAUUGUGUCACAAUCCAAUCUGUUAUUUAAGAAACUAUUGAUUGAUAGCUGUCAAACACAUGGCAGCUUGUAACUUUUAAAAUUAGAAGUCAUCAUAGCAGGGAAGUUUGGACUGAGGCAACUCAUUAGUCAAGUCUUUCCUUAGGUAAUAUUCAGAUUUGAUUAUCUAGUUUCUGAUCCAUUUGUGAGAUAUCAGCAGUUUCUACUUUCAUAAAGACUCUUGAGUUUACUUACAUUUUCUCAUGUUAAUUUGUCACUUGGUAAUGGGCAAUAUUAAAUGUGUGCUACUUUAAAUAGUCUUCUUGGUUAGUUAACUUAAAUGUUAUAUUUAUCUUCCCAUGGAUGAAGAGACAAGACAGAAUAGCUUGAAAUGUGAAAAUCCCAUGUACCAGUUUGAAACCAUUUGGCUCAUCACUUUUCCUGUCUUGUGACUGAUCUUCACGAUUAUGACAGCUAAGAAAGAAAAGUAAUUGAAGUUAGAUUGGCAGAUCACAUUGCAUGUCAGAGUCUCCAGUGCAAUUACAUCUAAUGUGACAUCAAUAUUCUGACAUUUUAUAAUUAAAAAAAUAGCAUAAAUAUCACAUCAAGGAACUUUGGCAUUUUGUUAUUGAUCAUUUUUUCUUUAAAUCUCCUACUUUCAUUUAAUGAUGGCAAAAAAUAAAUGGCUUUGUUCAAUCUCUACCUGAACGCACAAGAAUGGACUUGAGCUUCCUGAAGUCAACAGGAGCUUCAGUAUGCUGUGCUACACAGCAGAGACACCAAGCUAGAGCCAAAUGCAUUAAUUUGUACCAAAAGUAAUCUAACUACAGCAGCACAAGGGUCUGUGCAAGCUAAAAGAACCUGAUAAUUUAUCCACACUUAGAGGUAGCUUGCAGAAUAGACCUGACUUAACAAUUUUUAAGUUUCCUUCUAUUGAAGACAUGGUGCUUAAUUCUGCUCUAAUAUGCCCUGGUACUACAAAGAGCAACAUGUUUUAUGCAGAAAAUAUGAAAUGCACACUUCAGCUACAGUUGAGUUACACCAGUGGACCUGAUCAGAAUUUGGCCUUCAGAGCCUUCCAGAUAACAGACCAGUAUAGAGUAUCAGAAUCUCAAACUACUGGCAGUUUUUUUUCAGUCUGUCCCACUGCUGUCCCAUGGACCCAUUAGGAACCAUUAUUGAGUACAAUGACCACAAGUGCCUAUGCACUGACUGCACUACCCAUGUCUAAUUCAGUAAUAAGUAUUUGGGGAAACACUGAGUGAAAAAAUGGCUGUACAAAAUCAGAGUAUUUCUUACUCUGAAAAAGUUCCAGGCAUGAUUUCAUGCCAAUUAUUUUUUACUUACUUAAAAAGCCUACUUUUCUGUUCAAGAAGCAACGUGUAGUUUGUUAGCAUGUUAGCAUUUAUUCAAAAAUCCACCCCUCGUAAUGUAGGUCCAAGUGACCUUAAAUAGUGGAGUGAAUUCUGGUCUCAUGGGUUUCUUUGUCACUCAGUAGCUGAAUACCAACAAUAGCUAAUUAAAUAAUUUUUUCUCUAGGAUCCUCACUGUAGCAAGGGAAGAGAAAGUCUGAGAGACAGAGAGAAAGCAUGCACUAUUUUCACUUCUUUUAAUACCAUUUCUACUAUAGCAACCAUUAGGAAAGCUUUCACUUUUCUUAUAUAUAACAAUGGUAUAUGAUAUGGUGUUAAAAUAACUGUAAAGUUAACAUUACCUGAUUUUUGCAGGGGACCAGAGUGCAAGACGUAGCAAAUAUCAAGGGCACAUCUGCAUGUGCCUUAAAGUGUUUAAGUUAAUGCACAUUAAAUCUAGUACCUCCACUGUGAGGUACUAGGAAAAUGUGCAUUAGCUUAUCUUAAUGUGCAUUAACUAAAGAGCACAGGGGUGGAGGGUGGGGGGACUACUUAAAUUAGCAUAGCUCUGAGAGCCGCACUAAUUACAAGCACCUGGAAAUUCAUGUUUAUCAGUGUCCACACGCUGAAAAAUGGUGGUGGGGUGCAUUGAACGAGCUUUAAUUUAAAAUGCCCUGUUGCCAUUUUUCAGAGCAGAGACACUGAUACAGGUGAUCCAGGAGUCUGCUGGAGCGCGGUAAUUACCACGCUCCAGCUGAAUCGAUUAAUUGAGUCUGCUCUGACAUGCUGUAAUUACAUCACAUAGGAGCAGCUUCCUUGCAUGUGUAUAGGAGCUCAUAGCUUUUAAGUGAUGCUUAAUGCACAUUAGCCAUUUUAAUGUGCAUUAACUGAAUAGUAUUUUUAGUGAUGCUUUAAUGCACAUUAAAAUAGGCUAAUGUGCAUUAAAGCACAUUCCCAAGAUUGUUACCCCUCAGCUCAGGUGCUGGUGACUCAGCUCAGUUAAAACUUACUUGUUCUUUUUCAUUCCUCUUGUUAAAAUAAACCCUUUUUUUUAAAUUUAGAGGAAAGAAGCAAUGUCUUUCUUUGGGGGCAGUAAUGAGAGGAAGAGUUUUAUUUAUAAAAUGGGAAAAUGUAAGAGAUGAUUUGCAUCCUGUUUGUUUACAGCAAAGAAACUGAAGCACUAUUUGCCAGGUGUGUCUGACAUGACAUCACUGGAAACAGAAGCACUUUCUUAAAUGAAUUCAAAGCUCCUUAUUAGAAAUGAAAAGUUCUGUUUCCCAUUGAUCUGGUUGAGUGGGAAGAUAUAUUUUGUUGCACCUCUUUAAAGAUGCCUUCAAUGUUAUUUGCCUAAAAUGUAUUUCUGUUCCGUAAAAGUUGUGUUUCUAAAAUCAGCUUUGAUAUCCUGGACUUCUUACAGAGACUUGUCAGAAAGACUAUUGUAGGGAGAAAUUCUUUUGGCGUGGUUUUGUUGGCAUUCAAAACACAGAUUAUGUGUGUGUAUUGAAUCCAUGUGUGUACUGUAUUUGUCAAUGUAAAAUAAAAAUUCAAAGUUCAGCAGAA